UGCGGUUUUAGAUCUGUUGAAUGAUUCGCAGCACUUGUUUCUUACGAUUUGGUUUUACAGCAUACCGCCACCACCAAGCAAUGGAUUGAUACCGAGAUUCUUAUACAUUGCCACUGCUUUUUUUUUAUUCCGCUCCAAAAUUUCCCAUGCAACUCUCGAGCAUUUCAACAGUCCCCGCAAGACGGGCUAUUCGACUUCAAAAACUCCGAAUACGGCGACAAUUUCACUCAGCGCCAUGUCUAGCACAGUCGGCUACGCCUUCAAGGGAGGAAAUUCAGUCCGCCCGACGAUAUUGCGUAGAGAUCAUCCGCAAAUAUGAUGCGCCCUCUCAUACACUAAUGCCGUUUAUACCCUCCUCAGCCCGCGAUGCCUAUCUCGCAAUCCGCGCCCUCAACAUCGACGUCGCCCGUGUCGCCGACACCACAAGUACACCCACCGUAGGCAUGAUGCGCAUGCAGUUCUGGCGAGACACCGUCGCAAAAGCGCUCGAUGGACGACCUCCCAAAGAACCAGUCGCGAUCCUUCUCUCACAAGCCCAAGAGGCACUUCACCACCACUCCGGCGGUCGGGCAAAGCUCAGCAGGAACUGGUUCAACCGCAUCAUCAACACCCGGGAACAGUACCUCGGAAACCCGCCCUACCCCACGCUCUCGUCGCUGGAAACCUACGUGGAGAACACCUACUCAACAAUGAUGUACCUCACUCUUUCCGCACUCCCCCAAGCAUCCAUAACGACCGACCACGUCGCCUCGCACAUCGGCAAAGCCACCGGCAUCGCCGCCGUCCUCCGGGGUAUCCCCCUCAUCGCCUUCCCGCCCACCCAACCCUUCGCAACCAGCAAUUCAAUCACCGGCGCAUCGGGGCCCACGCAAGGCGCCGUCAUGCUUCCCCUAGACGUGAUGGCAGACUCCGGCGUCAGGGAAGAAGACGUCUUCCGCCUCGGGUCCUCUGCCCCUGGCCUCCGCGACGCUGUCUUCGCUGUCGCAACCCGUGCCAACGACCACCUAAUCACAGCGCGGGAGAUGGUGUCCAAGCUACGUUCCGAAGGCACGCUGGGCCAUGAAUUCGAGCAUCAGCACGACGCGGAGCACGAGUACACACCGCAGCAGUUGAACGCUGGGACGGAUGUGCAGCUCGCGGAGGUGGAACAGGCGUUCGGGGUGUUCAUGGCGAGCGUGGCGACGCAGUCGUGGUUGGAUCGGUUGCAGAAGGUUGAUUUCGAUCUUUUCGAUGCAUCACUUAGGAAGGCGGAUUGGACGUUGCCAUGGAAGGCUUAUUGGGCAUAUAGUCGGAGGCACAUAUAACACUCUGCAUGCAAGCUACAACUAUGUAAAAAUAAUGAAACUGGUUCUUUAC
This is a messenger RNA of Aaosphaeria arxii CBS 175.79, 1356 nucleotides long. RefSeq lists its product as uncharacterized. The transcript is spliced from 2 exons. The coding region runs from base 147 to 1304 and encodes 385 amino acids. The record is from RefSeq and is a predicted model, not a curated record. Gene Ontology annotation, cellular component: mitochondrion. Gene Ontology annotation, biological process: mitochondrial respiratory chain complex I assembly; biosynthetic process. Lineage: Eukaryota; Fungi; Ascomycota; Dothideomycetes; Pleosporales.